AUGAAAGAAUCCCAACAUCAAGGCACUGACGAUGCUGGAGUUAUUGUUGGCCUCGAUGUGAUGCUUGUCAUAAACAAGCCUGCUAUUGCCGCCAUUGCCUACGGUCUUGACAAGAAGACAACGAGCGUUGGGGAGAAGAAUGUGUUGAUCUCGUCCUUGGAGACAGGGAAAACUGCUGGUGACACUCAUCUUGGUGGUGAGAACUUCGACAACAGAAUGGUGUUCUUCAAAGGGCAGGAGCCUUGCAAGACCAUCAAACCUGAUGAGGCUGUUGCCUAUGGAGCUGCAGCCCAGGAUGUUGAUUUGGGCGGCGAGGUUAACGAGAAUGUACAGGAUUUGUUGCUUUUAAAUGUCACUCCUCUGUUCAUUGGUUUGGAAACUGCCAGAGGUGUCUUGACUUCUUUGAUCCUAAGGAACACCACCAUUCCCACCGGGAAUGAAUAG
Salvia splendens (bonfire salvia) is the source of this 444-nucleotide messenger RNA. Its product is annotated as heat shock cognate 70 kDa protein 1-like. Gene Ontology annotation, molecular function: ATP binding; ATP-dependent protein folding chaperone. NCBI's taxonomy places the organism in Eukaryota, Viridiplantae, Streptophyta, Magnoliopsida, Lamiales, Lamiaceae. Bases 1 to 444 code for a protein of 147 amino acids. The record is from RefSeq and is a predicted model, not a curated record. The transcript is spliced from 2 exons.